Molecule: messenger RNA, 1231 nt
Organism: Mercurialis annua (annual mercury)
Lineage: Eukaryota; Viridiplantae; Streptophyta; Magnoliopsida; Malpighiales; Euphorbiaceae
Exons: 3
Coding region: 188-1231 (347 amino acids)
Source: RefSeq, a predicted model, not a curated record
ACUUGCUUUUGACAUAUCUUCUUGUAGUAUUGUGUCUCGUCCCAUUUUAGAUGUCUUGGUUAAUAGUCAUCUUCGGAGUCGAUGGUUUCCUUUGGAGGAUCCUCCUCGAGGCUUGGCGGAUCUUUGCUACUCUUUUGUUCAAGGUAUAUUAAUUUGCUUAAGUUCUUUUUAAUGUUUCUUUUGUAGGAUGUCUUCUUCUUCUGACGAUUUCCUUUCCGGAUUUCAAGUAGAUUUGGACGUUCCGAUGGGUGGUCCUGACGUUCCUGUCGCCAACGUUAUUCCUGGCGACAUUGUCGUGGAUGGAGCUCCUGUUGAUAUCCCCCUAGCUUCCGCCGAGGUAGCGUUGCCUGAGGUUAUUGUUAUAAAUGAUGAUGAUGGUGAUGACUCGGCUGUUCCAGUCGGCGACGAGGCGAUUCCGUCACUACUUCCCCCUCUAGCAUCAUCUAUCGUUUCGGGGGGAGUUGGGGGUGUGGCCUCAGAGGGGCCUGUUGUUGCUGAUUCGGGAGAGAUUUCUCUAGGUCGAGACCCGGAUUCUCCGUCUAGAAAAAGACGUCGAGUUGUCGAUGAUUCUCCAACGAGGGAGAGUUUUCCUGGAAGCUCUUCUUCUGCUCCAGACUUGGUUCAAUGGGUCGAAGGUCAGGAUCCUGCCAGUUUGCUGAAUCCGAGAGUGCUAGCGGAAUAUAUCCGGACUUUGGCGAUUCCUGAUGAUGUCACGUGGUUCUGUGGUAGGCCGGGUCAGGAGCUUUCCGAUCUGGCUUGUUUUCAUGGUUUCUCUGCCCUUCAAUCUGUUCUGGUAUUGAACGACCGCCGACAGUGUGCCGAGGAGGAGGUCGAGCGUCUGUCUGCUCUUUUGGCGACUUCCGAGUCUGAAAGGGCGAAAUUGAAGGCCUCUUUGGAAGAGCAUGAUUCCCUUCUGGCGCAGCUCAAGGCGCAGGAUGCGAUUAAUGAUCGCCAAGUGAAAGUGAUUGAGAAAAAGACCGAUGACUUGACUCAAGAGAUUGAGGAGCUCAUUCGGAUCAAUUCCCUUGUUGGUGGGGAGAUGGAUAGUCUUAGAUCGGAGGUUGAAGAAAAAAUAAGAAGCACGGAGAUAGAAGAACAGCAGCGACACUACGACGAUGAAAAUGGCAGCGGAGAAAAAGAAUUAGAGGAUGGAAGAAAAUCAAGUGCCAUAGAAAGAGAAAUCUCAUUGUUAAGAAAGGAAGAAGAAAAGAGAAGAGUGAAAAUUAAAUGA